UCGACUUUCUUGCUGGCAGCGGGCAGCCGAUCGUCAACAUGGCGGCCCCCAGGAGCUGCGGUCUAUGGAGCUACUAUGGCCGUGGAUGGUCGCGGGCGAUGCGGGGCUGCCAGCUCCCUGGGCUUCCUAGCUCUUGGCCCGGGGGUCCAUUGGCUGCGCGGCUCUUGUCCCAAGAGAAGCCGGCAACGGAAACCCACUUCGGGUUUGAAACCGUAUCGGAGGAGGAGAAGCAGGGCAAAGUCUAUCAGGUGUUUGAAAGUGUGGCCAAGAAGUAUGAUUUGAUGAAUGAUGCAAUGUCUCUUGGUGUCCAUCGUGUUUGGAAGGAUUUGCUGCUCUGGAAGAUGAAUCCACUUCCUGGGACCCAGCUGCUUGAUGUUGCUGGAGGCACAGGUGACAUUGCAUUCCGGUUCCUUAAUUAUGUUCAGGCACAGCAUCAGAGAAAGCGGAAGAGGCAGUUAAAGGCUCAACAAAAUUUAUCCUGGGAAGAAAUUGCCAAAAAAUACCAGAACCAAGAGGAUUCCUUGGGCGGUUCCCAUGUCAUUGUCUGUGACAUUAACAAGGAGAUGCUAAAGGCGGGAAAGCAGAAAGCAUUUGCUCAAGGACACAAAGCUGGACUCACGUGGGUAUUGGGAGAUGCUGAAGAAUUGCCCUUUGAUGAUGACAAGUUUGAUAUUUACACUAUAGCCUUUGGAAUCCGGAAUGUCACACACAUUGAUCGGGCACUCCAGGAAGCCCAUCGGGUCCUGAAACCAGGAGGACGGUUUCUCUGCCUGGAGUUUAGCCAAGUGAACAAUCCCUUAAUAUCCAGGCUUUAUGAUUUAUAUAGCUUCCAGGUCAUUCCUGUCCUUGGAGAAGUCAUUGCAGGAGACUGGAAGUCCUAUCAAUACCUCGUAGAGAGUAUCCGAAGGUUCCCGUCUCAGGAAGAAUUCAAGGACAUGAUAGAAGAUGGAGGUUUCCACAAGGUGGCUUAUGAAAGUCUAACAUCAGGCAUUGUGGCCAUUCAUUCUGGCUUCAAACUUUAACUCCUUUCCUAUCCUGGAGCAUGAACUAGUUACAUCCUCUUAAAAGUCUGGAACUAAAAGAUAAUCUGGCAAAUGAGACAGCAGUAAAGCAUCUCCUCUUAAGGA
Messenger RNA from Otolemur garnettii (small-eared galago), 1127 nucleotides. RefSeq names its product coenzyme Q5, methyltransferase (gene COQ5). The coding region runs from base 39 to 1022 and encodes 327 amino acids. Gene Ontology annotation, biological process: ubiquinone biosynthetic process. NCBI's taxonomy places the organism in Eukaryota, Metazoa, Chordata, Mammalia, Primates, Galagidae. The record is from RefSeq and is a predicted model, not a curated record. Gene Ontology annotation, molecular function: methyltransferase activity. The transcript has 7 exons.